AUGAAAUAUACAUACGAUUUAAUAAAGGGUGCUCCAUAAGAAGAAUAAGGGGGUGACAUGCAGCAAAUUUUUUCAUUUUUAUUAGCUUUUGCAGGAACAUGGAUGAAAGUAAAUUAUAUUUCUACAAUAGUAAAAAGUCUUCAUAUGGAUAGCAUUUUUUUUUUUAUUAUCAUCAUGUGCAACAAUGAAGACCAGAUCAGCAAACUAUAUGCAGAUAAUAUUAAAUUUUGGAAUCAUAGUAAUGGGAUUUCUAUCAUUAUAUGUUUGGUAACCAAAACAUGAGAUGUUAUUAUAACAAUAGAAGGAACAAAUUUAGCUAUAAAAUUGA
Messenger RNA from Paramecium primaurelia, 328 nucleotides. The record is from the annotation of a GenBank genome assembly. Lineage: Eukaryota; Ciliophora; Oligohymenophorea; Peniculida; Parameciidae.